CAUCGCUCUAAAAGGAAAAAAAGAAAAACAGCGCGUGAGUUCACUACGCGUCUCUACUGCGCAGACUCACUCAGAGUCUCGCUUCCCACAGAGGAUUUCUAGUCUCCUUAUAAAGCUCUUAGGAGCUCAAAACCACCAGUAAAGCUGUAUAAGCACCGGGUUGACGGGAGCGAAGGAAGCGGCGCAUCGUACGGGGAGCUGCCUGCCGAAAUCGCCAUGAGUUACAAACCCAUCGCCCCUGCGCCAUCCGGCUCCAACCACACACCCCCAGGCUCCUCUGUGCCCUCUCCAUCCCUGCCCUCGUCGUCCAACUUUCGGCCAGCUUUUAGUGACUUUGGCCCACCCUCCAUGGGCUUUGUUCAGCCAGUCAAAGUUUCUCAAGGAUCCACCUACAGUGAGCUUCUCUCUGUCAUUGAGGAAAUGAGCCGUGAGAUCAGGCCGACGUACGCUGGGAGCAAGAGUGCUAUGGAGAGGCUAAAGAGAGAUAAUUAUGCCAACUGGAACAAACGUGUCUCAUUAAUUGUAUAAUCCACGCCCGUGCACUGGUCAGGGAGUGUCUUGCAGAGACGGAGAGAAGUGCCCGCACAUAACCUUUUCAAAAGCUCCCUUCACUCUUCAUUCUUUCCCUAUAAAAAAAAACCUGGUCUUCAUUCAGAUCCCCAUCGUCUGUUUUCCAACCAGAUCUUUUCACAUUUUGCUCUUUUCUCAAAAGGAUUUUAUAGAUGCAUUACGACCUUCUUGUCUCCAUUGUUCCCGGUGUUAAACUUUCUGUUUAGGCGAAAUGCAAUUUUGUAUUCAUUUUCAAAUUUAAUUUGGUGAAUUUCUAAACAAUUGAAAUGUUAGCUGUGUGUGAAAACCUUAUUAAAAUGGAUGGUAAUAUUUGAAGUAGUAUUUGCUCAAUAAUGGAAAUCAAGCCAAAAAGUCUGCAUUUUUCAAAGAUGAAAUUUAUGUUGCAACUCUACCAUUGCUCAAGUUUGUUUUUGGAUCAACCCCUGAAUGUUAAGUUGAUUGGGACAUUUUCAAUAGACCAUUUCUAUCCAUCCUUGCUUUGCUUUAAGGUAAUGUGAACACACAUUACACAUUUCUCGAUCCUCAAAACACUGUACAUCUCAAGUCAAUUUGUUAGUAUGGAAAUUUUGUAAACCGGAUUUUUGCAGUUAUGUAUAUCUUAAUUAAAUAACAGAAAAAAAUACUUUCAGUGUUUGUUUCAUUUGUGAAAUAGAUUUCUAUGGAAUAAACAAAAUGGGACUGUAGUUAAUUGAAUCAA
Molecule: messenger RNA, 1267 nt
Organism: Gasterosteus aculeatus aculeatus (three-spined stickleback)
Lineage: Eukaryota; Metazoa; Chordata; Actinopteri; Perciformes; Gasterosteidae
Source: RefSeq, a predicted model, not a curated record